Strongylocentrotus purpuratus (purple sea urchin) is the source of this 8710-nucleotide messenger RNA. Its product is annotated as sodium channel protein type 4 subunit alpha B. The transcript has 29 exons. The coding region runs from base 699 to 6791 and encodes 2030 amino acids. Gene Ontology annotation, molecular function: voltage-gated sodium channel activity. The record is from RefSeq and is a predicted model, not a curated record. NCBI's taxonomy places the organism in Eukaryota, Metazoa, Echinodermata, Echinoidea, Camarodonta, Strongylocentrotidae. Gene Ontology annotation, biological process: membrane depolarization during action potential; sodium ion transmembrane transport; neuronal action potential. Gene Ontology annotation, cellular component: voltage-gated sodium channel complex; plasma membrane.
ACAAUAGGACAUGCCAUGGCAACCUACGUCAACGAGGGGGCUUCAAGAUGACCCCCUCGGACUAACACUUCGAUAUCUUCCCGCGACAACAAUAGAGCAGGGGGGAUUACUCAAGACAUAGGCUUGUUGACUCAGGCGCAUCUCCAUAUACCCGAUACAGUGAGGGCAGGAACAGCCAGAAACUACUUUCCCCCUACAUCGCUUUUGCAAAAGUUGUCCAUGUCAGGCAAGGAAUACUACUGACUGUCUUGUGAUUUGGAAUACCAUUGGAUGUGUAUGUCAUCAAAGAUUCCUCUAAGAAAGGGUAGCACUGUAUCCCUACCCACCGAAGGAAAGAAAUUUACUUGUUACCAAGUGUCCAUUAUCAUCACUCAUGAUGAUGAUAAUUUAGCCGGAUGAAUCCGACAUUGGACCGAUCACUUAUUAUAUAAUAUCCGGAUAUUUUUGGAAUAGUUACAAACGUUUUUAUUUGAGGAUUAUCGCGCCUCGAGCUUCGCUGGAGUACUUUCGGAUCGUUCGUUCAACAAAACAUCCAGAAGAUGUUUUCAACAUGUUAUAGCUGGAAAUGGCAACUCAGGAAAAGUAUUUGAUUGUGUGGAAGAAGGCUCAUAGAAUGAAUAUAUUAACUUAGGCAUUAGACGCGAUUACAGAAGGAACCUUGUUUUUAGACAUUUUCGUCGACAUCACCGACCUCCAUCAUGGAUGUGGCGGCCGUGAUCACGAAAGAAAACAUCAACAACGUGAACUACCGGCGGUUGACCAAAGAGGCGAUCGGCGAAGGGAAUGAGAGAUAUGAGGCCAAGAAGGAGAGGCAGAGACUCAUCAAAACGGGUAAACGUCCCGAUCUCGAAGAUGAAGAGGAAGAGGAGAUGGAGGAAAAGAGGGGCAAGGAAAGUGAAUACGAUUCCGACUUCGCCUCCGGAAGCGUCUGCCCCUUCAAGCUCGGUCCCUUUCCCAGGAAACUCUUGAGUACCCCCAUCGAAGAACUGGACCCCGCCCGACAAGAAGAUAGGUCAUUUGUGGUCGUCGGCAGAAAAUUCAAAACAUCUCAGAUCUUCCGAUUCACGACCAACGACGCUUUAUAUUGUUUGUCACCACUCAAUCCAUUACGGCGGCUGAUGAUCAAGAUCUAUACCAACGAGUUCUUCGAUCUAUUCGUAAUCCUAACCAUCAUUGCCAAUUGUGUCUUCCUGAUGCUGGAUACUCCUAGGCCACCUGAAGUUGAAGAGCCAACUUACCUCAAAAUAGCUGAGUACAUCUUUACGACCAUCUACUCUGUUGAAAUGUUUGUGAAAAUCUUUGCGAGAGGAUUUGCACUCCAUCCGCAUACGUAUAUGAGAGAUGCGUGGAAUUGGUUGGAUUUUUUCGUCAUCGUUUUGGCGUAUAUCACGUUCGGGUUAGUCGAAUCGGGCGUCGACAUCGGCAACUUCAAUUUCCUUCGGACCUUCAGGGUUCUUCGAGCCCUGAAGACCAUCUCCGUCGUGCCUGGUCUCAAGAGCAUCAUCAACGCCCUCAUCCGGUCGACGAAGAUGUUGGGCGAGGUGAUGCUGCUGACCGUGUUCGCCCUCUGCAUCAUCGCCCUCCUCGCUCUCCAGCUCUUCAUGGGCAAGCUCACCCGGAAGUGCGUCGCGAACAUCCCACCGGUGGACUUCAACAUUUCCGACGAGUACUUCUUCAACUUCACACAAGACCCAGCAAAUUGGUUGACUUGGAAUUCAGAUCCCGUCAUCUGUUCAAACAUGACACUCGGAGGGAGAGAUUGGAGUUUAUGUCCGGAAAAUUACACAUGUCUGGAAGGCAUCGGGGACAACCCAAACGACGGUUACACGAACUUUGACAACAUAGGCUACUCCAUGUUAACAUGCUUCCAGCUUAUCACACUAGACUACUGGGAAAACGUCUAUAAUAACAUUUUGAAGGCGCAGGGACCGUACGCGGUCUUCUUCUUCCUCACAACCGUCAUGUUCGGCGCGUUUUACCUCAUCAAUCUUAUGCUGGCCGUUGUCUCCAUGGCUUAUACAGAGGAAAUGGAGAACCAAGGAAAGGAGAAGGCCAAGAAGAUGAAGCAGAAGAAAGACAACGUCAUGCACCUAGACGCAAAGAAACUGCAAAAGCUGGCAGCAAAGAAGAAGAAAAAGAAACAGAAGAAGCAAGCGGAGCAGGACGGACAAGAGGAGAGCCAGCAAGGAAGCCAGGUCCCGAUGCUGACCAACGGCAAGGAGAACGCCGGGUAUACAGGGGAGGGCGCUGCUCCUGGAACCGCAGAGACCAAUCGACAGGAUGAUUCUAUCAGUGAUGUUGGGUCAAAGAUAUCCGGGAAAUUUGCAAUGAAAGCUCUUCUUUCAACAUAUAAUAAACCGAUCGGAGCGGGCGCUGUCGAUGCUGACCAAGACACGGAGAUGAACGACGGCAUGACAGAUAUAAACGAUGCCAUGACAGAGAAUAUUGACAGUGUCUCAGGUAUAGGGAGCAAGAACGAUUCUGAUAGUCAAGCCAAGCAAUCAACCGCCGGUGGUGAUGAUGACGAUGAAGAAGCGAUCCCUUUCAACGAAGACGACCCCGAUAACCUGAAGAACUACCCCUGUUGCGACUACAACUGCUGCUGCGGUUGCUGCAGGCGGAACUUCAUCUGUACCUUCCCUCACUAUCGACGCUGGCGGAAGGUGCAGUACAUAGCCAGCUGGGUGGUCUUAGACCCCCUGAUGGAUCUUUUCAUCACCCUCUGCAUCCUCGGUAACACCGCCUUCCUCAUGAUGGACCACGAGGAGAUCUCCGACAGCCUCGCCUACAUCUCCGAGGAGGGCAACAAGGUUUUUACCUACAUAUUUACGAUUGAGUGCGUACUGAAACUCAUAGCUCUGGAUAAGAAAUUCUUCAAGAAUCCUUGGAAUGUUUUUGACCUGUUUGUCGUCUGCGUGAGUCUUCUCGAGUUUGGUCUGGCAAAUGUCGAAGGUCUGUCCGUCCUUAGAAGUUUUCGAUUGCUUCGAGUUCUUAAACUCGCCCAAUCCUGGACCACCAUGCGGACCCUCCUCUCUAUCAUCGCAUCGGCCAUCACGGCCAUCGGCAACGUGAUGAUCGUCCUUCUCAUCGUCAUGUUCAUCUUCGCCGUCAUCGGCAUGCAGAUCCUCGGCGGCAGUUACACACCGGAGAACUUUGGCGUGGCAACCUUUGAGGAGAUCCCUCCCUGGACCUUCCAGGACUUCCAGCAUUCCAUCAUGCUGAUCUUUCGAAUCCUCUGCGGAGAGUGGAUCGAGCCUCUCUACGACUGCAUGAACGUGGGCAACAAACCCUUCUGCGUCAUCCUCUUCAUCGCCACGCUCAUCGUCGGAAAUAUCAUGAUGUUGAAUCUCUUUCUGGCCUUGCUGCUCAACUCGUUCGCUUCGGACUCCCUCCAGAACAAGAAAGCAGCCUCUGAAUCCAAGCUCAUCCUGGCCUUCCGAAAGAUUGGUCGCUUCCUGAAGUGCCUGGUACGGCCUUGCCUCUGCUGCAAGAAGUACAAGAACAAGAACAAGAUCGGCGACAGCGUCGAGAACCUAAAGGCCCUUGCGAAUGGGAAUGGAACGACGAAGAAGAACGGCGUGAUCCCGAUCGAGAACGGUCACGGAGGCAAGGCCACCAUCCACGAGUUCAUCGUGGUCGAAGAUGUGGGCAAUAACGAAGAUAAGAUCUCGACCAUCGAUAUUGACAACGGUUCGCAAACAGUUAUUCGACAUAGAAACCAACUAACAACGAACGGUUAUCACCUUCAUCCAGCGCUAGCUUCAUCUAAUGGGAAUCUUCCAGUCAUGUAUACCAAUGGAGGCAGCUACCACGGCAGCGCAGUCAGCCUCAGAUCGCUUCCGAACCGUCCACACGUGGCAUUCGUCACCCCUGCUCCUGUUCCAGCCAUCCUACCUCCACCCAGAGUUACCCCAUCUCUCCGUCUUGACCCUGCCGACGCGAGAGAGAACGACUCCCUGGCCGACGACGCCGGCAACUGCCCUCUCGUCAUCAGGACCAACGCCGAGACGGGCGAGUUCGAACCUCCCCGCUCGGUAGCUGCCACCCCCAUCGCCGGCCGAUCAGUGAGCCACGCGAGUCUGCACAGUAUCGCUAGCAGGCGAGACACGGCUGUUAUUGUCCAAACAACUGCCACUAUGGAGGAACCCAUCCUGGAGGACCCGGUCAAAGACUGCCUGCCGAGGUUGUGCGCGAGCUUUUACGCCAAAAAGUGUUCCUGCAUCCCGUGUUGCCUGGACGCUAACGAGAGCAACUGGGCCUACCGGUGGAGGAGGUACCGGGAAAUCAUGUUCACCGUGUGUGAACAUAAGGUCUUUGAAACUUUUAUCAUCGUCGUCAUCUUUGGAAGCAGUUUCACCCUAAUUUUCGAGGAUAUCUACCUAGAUCUUCAUCCGAGACGCCAGGAGAUCCUCAAAAUUCUCAACUACGUAUUCUUUGGCAUAUUCGUCGUGGAAAUGUUGAUCAAAUGGAGUGGAUACGGUUUCGUGAAAUACUUCACAAGUUUCUGGUGCUGGCUAGACUUUUGCAUUGUUCUUGUCGGUCUACUGAGUCUCCUGGGAGAUGUCAUCGGGUUGACGAACUUCGCAGCAUUCCGGGCCCUCAGGACCCUACGAGCGCUCAGACCACUGCGGGCCAUCUCCCGAUGGGAAGGCAUGAAGAUCGUGGUCAAUGCCGUGGUCCACGCCAUUCCGUCGAUCGCCAACGUCCUGCUCGUCUGUGCCAUGAUCUGGCUCAUCUUCUCCAUCAUGGGCGUCCUCUUCUUCAAGGGUGUCUUCGACCGAUGCGUCGAUGAGUUCGGCGAUCGACUUCUCCACACCAUCGUCAACAACAAGUCCGAGUGUCUGGAGAAAAACUACUCCUGGGAGACGCCGCCGAUCAACUUCAAUAACGUUGGUCUAGGUUAUGUGGCGCUCUUUCAAGUGACGACGUUCGAGGGUUGGAUGGAGGCUAUGGCAGCCGCCGUAGAUUCGAGGGGAUCACGUGAGGAGAACUUGCAGCCUAUCAAGGACAAUCGGUUCUAUUACUACGUCUACUUUGUGAUUCUGAUUGUCUUCGGAUCCUUCUUUCUCCUCAAUCUCUUCAUCGGAGUCAUCAUUGAUAACUUCAACGCCCUCAAACGCAAGUACGAAGGGGAUAGCUCAAUGGAUAUGCUUCUUAGCACCAGUCAGAAGCAAUAUUAUCAGACUAUGAGACGAAUGGGAGUCAAGAAACCUACUAAGCAGAUCAAACAGCCAACGGCAGGAAACAAGAUCCAGAAUUUCUUCUACCGCUUGACCACGAGCAACAAGUUCGAGCUCGUCAUCGUGACCGUCAUCGUGAUGAACAUGAUUUUGAUGAUGAUUGACCAUUACGGGAUGUCUCAGGAGCUCACCGACAUCACUGCCAAGUUCAACAUCGUCUUCACGUCGAUCUUCGUCUGCGAGGCCGUCCUCAAGCUCAUCGGUUACAGCUGGUAUUACUUCAAGAUUCCUUGGAAUGUCUUUGACAUUAUUGUGGUGAUCUUCUCCGUGCUCGGUAUCGUGUUAGAUGACGUCUUAAACAGCGUCUUCAUCAAUCCCACACUGUUGAGAGUCUUGAGGUUGUUCAGGAUCGGUCGAGUCCUCCGCCUCGUGAAGCAGGCUAAAGGCAUUCGGAAGCUCCUCUUCGCCCUUGUCAUAUCUUUGCCAGCCCUUCUUAACAUCGGCAUCCUUCUCCUUCUCGUCAUCUUCGUCUUCUCCAUCAUCGGCAUGUCGCAGUUCGGGCACAUCAAGCUCGACGGCGCUUUGGAUAAAACCACCAAUUUCCAGACAUGGGUGAACAGCGCGUUGCUGCUCUUUCGCCUGUCCACCUCGGCUGGGUGGAAUGAUGUCUUAGACCCGAUGAUGAUUCAGGAGCCAGACUGUGACCCUAAUUUCGAAGGGCUCCCUAACGGAAACUGCGGUGGGUUCUACAUACCCAUAUUUUUCUCCACAGUAUAUCUAGUUAUUACAUUCCUUGUGGUGAUCAAUACGUACAUUGCAGUCAUCCUGGAAAAUUUCAGUCAAGCCCACGCUCAAGAGGAAGUGGGAAUUACUGAAGACGAUUUUGGUAUGUUCUACCAAAUUUGGGAGAAGUACGACCCCUCUGCGUCGCAGUUUAUAAAGUAUGAACAACUAAGUGAGUUUUGUGACGCUUUGGAGCUGCCCUUACGCCUCGCCAGACCAAACCGAAUAAAGAUUGCGGCGUUAGAUAUGCCUAUAUAUGAUGGUUUCAGAUUACAUUGUCUAGAUGUCCUGUUUGCGUUGACGAAACGGGUGUUAGCCGAUGUGGAGGAGUCGGAGGAUUUCACUGAACUCCAGAAACAGAUGGCGGAGAAGUUCGCCGAGAGCUUCCCCGACCGCGAGCAGAACCAACCAACAACGACGACAAUGAAAAUCAAUAAAAUGAGCCAAGCGGCGAAGAUCGUGCAGCGAGCGUACCGGUUCUUCAGGUUGCGACGAGAAAUCAGCAAGGCGGCUUCAGCCAACCGGGCCAGUCAGGCCAGCGCCGCCAAUUCGCGGAGGAAUUCAGUGACACACGAACCAGCGAGGCUCAACCUGGACGUAAGCCAUGGCAGCUCGCUAGGGCCUGCUAUGGAACUUCCGGGACAGCUGGGUUUGUCCAGGAGUGCCACGCCUAUGAUUCCCGAGGAGAACUUGGAUAACUCUGCCACGCACAAUAAAGCAGAGAAAUAUCAGUUGGAGGAGCAAGGUAGUGAGAUCCAGACCAUUGAUGCAUCCGUUGAUAUUGUCGGGAGCCAAAAUACAAAUGAAGAUAGCACAACACAAGUAUGACAGCACUGAUGAGGGCGCUGUCGUGUCAUGUAGGUAAGAGAGGACUAAUGAACACUGUAAUAUCCUCACGGACACAUAUCCGCUAGUCAUCUUACAUUUUGGUCAUGCCAGCUGAUUAUGAAUGCAGAAAACAAAGUGCUUUAUUUUUUCAGAAACAGGAAAAGAGUGGUUUAUAAAUGUUUUUCUGUCUUGACUCAUAUCAUGAUAUCUGGACAGGACAAACAAUAGAUUGUAGUCUUUUUUUUUAAAUGAUGAUUUUUUUUUCUCCCCUGAUAAUUUAAUGCCAAAGUGCCUCUAAUUUCAUAUGAUCGAUAUACAUUUCUGUUAAAUCUAGAUCAUUAGAGGUUUUUAGAAUUUCUCUUGGGCAGGGACGCCGCCAGAAGGAGAUAGUUAAGAGUAAGACACCCGCAUUCAAAAUGUUACUGUCGGCAAAUUUUGAACUGUUCGAAACUGUUGGCAAAUUGAAAAGAACAUGAUGACCUUUUCUGUUUUGUUGUUGGACAAUUAACAAAUCGGCAAGCUUAUUCCGACACCUCCAAUGAAAUUGGUCUAUUGCCCCCCCCCCCCAUUCCUGGACCAGCAGACCAAAACAUUGUCAUAGCAAGCUUUAAGUAUGCUAGUUGCAUAGAUUUGAAAUAAUAAUAAAAUAUUUAUGAGCGAAAAUGGUUUAGAGCUUAACGCGGCAUGAACAGAAUUAUAUAAUGUUUAGAUUAACCGCAAUGAAUUGAAGAUUUGUUAACAAUUAUUUUGAGAUGAUAAUGAAAGAGUGAUUUUGAGGAGGGAAUAAUGAAGAAAUUUGAAAGCUUAAGGAAAUGUAAUUCCAAAUUAAACAUUUAAAAUCAUGAUUCUUGAUACCCAUGAUAAAGGGUUUAAAAGAGUCAGAAACAGUUAAUUACCAAAAUGCAAGUCAGUGUCUGCGUCACUACAAGUUUGCUCCAUAUCAAGCGCGGGGGGGGGGGGUGUAAUAGAGAAAACUUUGAAUGAACUAUUAUCAUGUCGACAGACACCAAUUGGACGAAAUGACAAGUUAUUAAAUCUAUAUUUUCAUUUUAAAUUACAUUUCAUGCGAGCCGACUUUGAAUGUAAGAAAAGAAUUAUGAUAUUGUGCAAUAAGUUAUCAUAUGAAAACUGUUUACAUUCUUGCAAAAAUUCCGAAAGCUCUUUUUUUCGAAAGUCAACAGUAUCAAAUAAUCAUUCAUUGAUACUAUUCACCAGUGCCUUAUUUUGAAUGUAUUUAAAGUAGUGUACUUUUACCUUUUUAUUUCGAACACAAUGUAGCAGAUGAAUAGUAUAAUAUUUUGUUUUAAUCGUUAGUACGUUAAUACUUAAUUCAUUGUUUUGAUGAAGGCUGAUUGUUUUACCGUUGCACUUAGUUGAUUCAUGAAUAACCACGGUUUCAUCUGAUCGAUUUGUAUUAAGAAAAAGACCUUGCGUCUUCUUUUGAAAGCUAUAUAUUGUUUCCUUUUCAAGUUCAUAGUUCAUUGCCAGGUUUUGUACAUUUUUGAUAUUUUUAAAGAUUUUUAGGAUCUGCUUUUGAAAUGCAAGUUGAGAAGUGGACUAAAGAUAUGAUAGUCUCUGUCAUAAAUAAGAGAACUAUGCAAAAUAUAAUAUGUCUAUUUCACGAAAUAAUAAUUAUGCUCAAUGGCGCGAACUUAUUUAUGACGGUUUUCCACGCAUGGACUGGAGACCGUUUCACAUUUUUUUGUUCAUUUUUGAAAUGUAAUGUCAAUGCUGACGACGAUGUCGAUGACGGCUACGACGAUAAUUGAGAAUGCUGCCACAUUCACAUUAGUCGUGCAUAGAUUUGUAUAUUAUAUGUAGGAACGAGAAAAGUAUUUUGUGUUUAUUUGAGAACAAGAAGAGUUUAUGUUUUCGUAUGGAUGCUAAUAAAUUUACAUGAUAAUUUGUACAAAAAUAAA